Molecule: messenger RNA, 2347 nt
Organism: Macrobrachium nipponense
Lineage: Eukaryota; Metazoa; Arthropoda; Malacostraca; Decapoda; Palaemonidae
Product: cell surface glycoprotein 1-like
Exons: 4
Coding region: 88-1737 (549 amino acids)
Source: RefSeq, a predicted model, not a curated record
AUCGUCAAGAAGUUGGUGUUUUGCGUCUCGGCUUAAAGUUGCUAAAAACUAGUGGCCGCAGAAGAAGGAUUUUAUUGCUUUGGAAAUAUGGGAUUUUCCACGGCGACUGCAUUCGUGGCGUUCAUUGCCUGUGUUUCCGGAGCAGUUAUCCUCAGUCACGAUGGUCACCAGCAACAAGGGCGUCCUUCAAUACUGAUCUCAUCUUUACAAAGUCAGCAAGGAGAUCCUUCCCUAGCCAAUGAUUUAGAAGAGAAGUUUGAAGAGGACUUCCUUGGGUCACACAAGACCUACCAAGCUUUAAGGCGCCGGGUUGUCAGGUCAGCCAGCCAAAAAGCAAAACACCUGCCUCAAAAACCUGUCAAAGUAGCACAGCAACACCCAGCAGCAACUAAGUCCAAAGCACCUGAACCAGAGCCUGUUGUAGAGGAACCAGCAGCUCUGCCUCCAAGUGAAGACCCUGUACCAGUUUCCCCAAGUGAGGAAGAUCUUUUGGCUGACCAAGACGCAGAAUCCAGUCCUUCAGAGGAUCCAGCACCAGAGGACGAUGAGCAGCAAGCUGAUCAAACACCUAACAAUCAAGAGGAUUAUACAGAAGAACAAGUAGAUACUGAUUCUAACAACCAAGACUAUACCGUCUCUGAAGAUCAAAUUCAGGAAGAGGGUGUGGGAGCAGAAGAAUCAGAACCUGAGUCUGAUGGGGUCCCGCAGGACGAUACCAACAUAGAAGCUGAAGAACAGACAAUAGUUACAGAGACACCUUCUCAACCAGAUUUACUGCCCGUAGAGGUUGCAAACACCCAAACAGAGGAUGAAGCCCCAGCACAGCAACCAAAAGAAAAAAUACACGUAGUAGCUCCUCAGCCACAUCUUACACCCAAACAGAAAUCAGCUCCUAAGGCCCAUCCAUCACCCAAAUAUCAGCCAACUCCAAAGCCUCAACCAGCAGCUAAAUCCCAGCCUGCUGCAAAAUCCCAUCCAAAUACAGAGACGCACCCAGCUUCAAACCCACAUCCAGCUGCUAAACCACACCCAGCCUCCAAACCUGAGCCAGCAUCAAAAACACACACAGCAACUAAACCUCACCCAGUUACAAAGUCACAACCACACACGGUAGCAAAACCACAGCCAGAUCCCAAGCCCCAUACAGCUCCAAAGCCACAGCCAGAUCCCAAGCCACAUACAGCUCCAAAGCCACAGCCAGCCCCUAAGCCACAUACAGCGCCAAAGCCACAUCCAGCCCCUAAACCACACACAGAACCAAAGCCAGCCCCAAAGCCACAUACUGCACCAAAGCCACAUCCAGCCCCUAAACCACACACAGAACCAAAGCCAGCCCCAAAGCCACAUACUGCACCAAAGCCACAUCCAGCCCCUAAACCACACACAGAACCAAAGCCAGGCCCCAAACCCCAAAGCCACAUACAGCACCAAAGCCACAUCCAGCCCCUAAACCACACACAGAACCAAAGCCAGCCCCAAAGCCACAUACUGCACCUAAGCCACAUCCAGCCCCUAAACCACACACAGAACCAAAGCCAGCCCCAAAGCCACAUACUGCACCUAAGCCACAGCCAGCCCCCAAGCCCAGCACAGUACCAAAGCCCCAUCCAGCUUCUAAAACACAAACAUUACCAAAACCACACCCAGUUCAUAAAGCACACACAGUGCCAAAGCCACCAGCUCACACACUACCAAAACCAGCAGCAGCUGCUACACCUCAACCAGAACCAGAACUAACUCCUAAACCCAAGCCAGAACAACAACAACAGCCACCAGCUCAACCAGUUAAACCAGAUUCUGAACAAAAACCAGACACCAAAACGCAAGAGAAACCUCAUCUGAAAUCAAGUUCAAAGAAGCCUGCAGCCCAGAAACCAGAGAAAGAUGGCAAAAGUCAGCCAGCGGGAAAAUCACCAACGAAGUCUCAACCAGAAAACAAAAAAGAGUCAGAACCACUUCCAAAGCACAUCUCACAACUCAUUUCAAAGAGUUCACCUGCAAAGGUCUCCAAGCCAAGUGAGACUAAAAACCACCAGCCGGAGCCGAAACACCUCUCUCGCCGCACCAAGAUCGCUCUUGUUUUCAUCGGAGUCAUCACGGUGACUCUGGUCAUCACCGUCAUGGGGGUCUGGUACAAGAAGAUGAGCUUCUACAACAGCAGGUAUGGCGGUCACACGCUUCUAACCAGCAAUGACGAUGAAGAAUUCGGGGUCUUUAACCGUAUGUCGUACAACGAAGACAUGAAAUCCUACGAGUCAUGGAGGGACCUUGACUACUGAGGCGUUCGCUUGGUGACUUCACCAAGCGUUACUUCAUGUCCUUAGCCAUUCUUGCAAGAAGAAGAAGA